Molecule: messenger RNA, 1718 nt
Organism: Daktulosphaira vitifoliae (grape phylloxera)
Lineage: Eukaryota; Metazoa; Arthropoda; Insecta; Hemiptera; Phylloxeridae
Exons: 3
Coding region: 104-787 (227 amino acids)
Source: RefSeq, a predicted model, not a curated record
AAAUAAUUGAAUAGGUUGGUGAUUUUAUAUAUAUAUAACUAUUUUAUCAAAAAAUUGUCUAUACAAAUCUUAUCUAGAAUAUAACAUUUAAGUAAAAAUAAGAAUGGAGAAUUGGCAAUUGAUUACCUAUUUGUUGUUUAUUUCCUAUUUGAAGUUUAACAAAGGGAUAGCAUACCAUUUUGAAAGAGAUGCAACGAGAAAUGCUGCUGCAAAUGGUGACUUAGACAAAUUAAUAAGAGCUCACGAGAGUGGAUGUUCUUGGAAUCAAGAAACAACUACAGCUGCUGCUACAAAUGGACAUUUAGAGUGCCUAAAAUAUGCAAUUGAAAAUGAAUGUCCAUGGGAUCAAACAGUAAUGGAAGGAGCUGCUUUUAAUUGUAGAUUAGACAUUUUAGAAUAUGCAUAUAUAAAUAAAAUUGGAUGGAACGAAAAUAUAACUAAAAUGGCUGCUAUGAAUGGCCAAUUAAUAUGUUUACAAUAUGCACAUGAAAAUGAGUGUUCAUGGAAUGAAGAAACAACGACAGCAGCUGCUACAAACGGACAUUUAAAAUGUUUACAAUAUGCACAUAAAAAAGAGUGUCCAUGGAAUGAAAAAACAACAAAAGCAGCUGCAACGAAUGGGCAUUUGGAGUGCCUAAAAUAUGCAAUUGAAAAUGAAUGUCCAUGGGAUCAAACAGUAAUGGAAGGAGCUGCUUUUAAUUGUAGAUUAGACAUUUUAGAAUAUGCAUAUAUAAAUAAAAUUGGAUGGAACGAAAAUAUAACUAAAAUGGCUGCUAUAAAUGAUUAAUUAAUAUGUUUACAAUAUGCAAUAGAAAAGGAAUGUCCCUGAGAUGAAACAGUGAUCUAUUACUCUUUCAUCUCAUUGAAUAAAAUAAAGAAUUAUACUCAAAUUAUACAACAAAUAUUUUUCUGAUAAAACUAUUUUAUUUUUUAUAAAUUUAUUUAUCUGAUUUUUUUAACUUAACUUUUGAAAAAGUUUCGGUAUACUGACAGAUUUAUACAUAUCUUAAAUUAAAACGUACGGAAUAUACUUUUUUAUGGAAAAAAAAUUUGAAUUUUGAACUGUCGUCAUGGUAAAAAUAACUAUCGUAGUCCAAAAUAUGCUAUUUCUGUGUAAAAUUCUCGAUUUAAAUUUUUUGACUUUGUACUGCUAUAUCUGUUUGAAAAUUGUAAGAAUUGAUAAAAAAAAAUUUUUUUUUUUUUUCGUAUAGAUUUUAUAAUUAACUCUGGAAUGUUAUCAUGAAGAAAAGAAACAUAAAAGUUAAACAAAAAAAUACGUUUUUUGUGUAAAAAUUUCAAAAUUUAAUAAAUUAUAGUACAUUAACUUUGAGGGCGUGGUGUGGCGCGGUAGUCACACUAAUUGUUGACAAAACUCUAGUGUUAAGCCGCACGCUACCGCCGUAGGUUAACGGAUGGGUGACCAUGCGUGUGCUUCUACGGUGGCGAAGAAGCACCAAUGUUUUUAGAGCAGAAGGCAACGGGAAACCACUGCAUUUAAAAAUUUCCCCAAGAUAUACCAAUGGUAUUAACCAACCUAACGGUUGUAUAUAAAAAAAUAUGUGUUUUUAUGAAAGUUGUUUAAACUGAAUUUAUGUAUUAAAAAAAGAGUAGUUAGAGUAUCAUUCCCCUAUUUUUUGAAAAUAUUUAUUUUGACUUUAAACCUUUAUAAAAUUUUUGAAAAAUAUUUUUAAAAACCAAGCACAGUGGGGACAAGUUAA